Aspergillus brunneoviolaceus CBS 621.78 is the source of this 308-nucleotide messenger RNA. RefSeq lists its product as uncharacterized. Bases 112 to 276 code for a protein of 54 amino acids. The record is from RefSeq and is a predicted model, not a curated record. The transcript has a single exon. Lineage: Eukaryota; Fungi; Ascomycota; Eurotiomycetes; Eurotiales; Aspergillaceae.
CUAAUGCAUCUUUGGCACAUCCUAAUUGAAUCGAAUAUAAUCCACAGAGCUCGCACUCCGCCAGAAAUUAGCACCGGUUUACUGGCCUAAGCUACCAUAAUUUGGUUCGAUAUGUGCUCCUGGAGGUUUUCUGAGCUGUCCUCGGCCGCGGCAUUGUUCUCAGGACCUUCGCAAGGUUUAGGAUUCAUAUACACGCCAGUCUUGCUCUGCGGAGUUAUUAAAUCGGGAUCCAAUCGUACAUGGCGUUUUCAUACGGUCAGUAGCGUAUGUAGAUAGUAGUAAUACAAAGGGCGCUGUUCCACAGACGC